Messenger RNA from Gordionus sp. m RMFG-2023, 1433 nucleotides. RefSeq lists its product as uncharacterized. NCBI's taxonomy places the organism in Eukaryota, Metazoa, Nematomorpha, Gordioida, Chordodea, Parachordodidae. The transcript is spliced from 9 exons. The coding region runs from base 877 to 1329 and encodes 150 amino acids. The record is from RefSeq and is a predicted model, not a curated record.
UCGUUUAUAAAUGUUCGUUUAUAAUUAUUUUAUUUGAAUAACAGAAAUAAUGAAAAUGAAUACUUAUAAAUUUUAAAAGUAUAUUGUAUUUAUAUAGUUACAAUAUCAUUGAUCAUACUAAAUUCUUAUGGAUGCACAUCAAAGCAAUUUUGAUCUUUUUGAUUUAGACAAUAUAACUUCUACAAGUCAAAUAAAUUUAGAGGUUGGGGCUCAAUUUGAAUCAUUUAAUGAUUUGCAGGAAGCUAUAAAUAGAUAUGAGAAUAUAGUAUAUACAAAUUACCAUAUAGUGACAUGUACUAAACUUACCAAUUUUGAUCAAAAAAUUAUUCAUACAAUGAUUUAUAAAUACAUACGUUAUGUCUACAUUCAUGGUGGAAGAAAAUUUAAAAGUUGUGGGAAAGGAAAAUGACUUACCCAAACAUUGCAAAAAAAUUGCCAAAAUAGUUUCUCAGUUAAGCAAUAAUAAAAGAAAAAAGACAUAUGCUUGAGGUUACAAAAAUGAAUUCUGAUCAUAAUCAUGAUUUGGAUUCUAAUUUAUUAAAAUGCUUACUGAAGCAGCAUGACCUCCAACAAAAAGGAGUUUACACAACAAAUCGGGAUUUGUACAAUAUAAAAAAGAAAAUAUUAUAUCUACCAGGAGACUCUGAGCUCCUGAUAUAUAAAAGAUGUCGAACAAAAACAUCCAUUGAAACAAGUUAGUGAAGUAGAAAUCAAUUUCAAUAAUAUUAAAAAUAUUGAAAUGCCAGAAAAAAUGAGUCCUGGAUAUUUGAAAAGACGCAAAGAUGCUAAAAAUAUGAGAAAAGUUAAAGUGAUGAAAGAAAAACAAAUAAAUAACAUCAAUAUAAUGGACAAAAAAAUAAUCACAACUUUAAGCAUAUGGUAGAUAUGAAAGGUACUAGUUUUCCCUCAUCAAUAAAAAUUUUCACAAAUAGUAAACCCUUGCAAACUCUUUCUGAAAACACAAGAUGUGCUAAUGCUAAAAAGCACACUGCUGGCUUAUCAGAUAAGAAUAUAGUUAUCCAUUCUUGUGAUUAUGAUAGACAAAAAGAUUCUUUUAGGCCUCUAUUAAAUACAAAUCAAUUACAAAAAAAGAUAUUACCAGAGGAUACUUCUGCGAAAACAAACAAUGUACUCCACAGUUCCUUACUACCACAUGGAACUAGUAUUAGGCCAUUAAAUCCUUUUAGGAUUUUACCAAAUAAUAUGCCCAAACUGACAUUACCAUUAAAUAACACCACAAAUGUCCCAACUUCAAAUUUUUCUUUUGUGAAAGUUGGGAAUAUAUCUACAAGCUCAAAUCAAAUUAGAACGUUAUCAUUUUUUAAAUAAAAUAUUUAAUAUUAAUUUUUAUAUAAUCAAUAGUACAAAUAUUAUUUUUUUAUAAAUUAUAGAAAAAUAUUUGUUUUAUUGAGUCACUUCUAAAUAAUGCAAUA